This is a messenger RNA of Pyrenophora tritici-repentis Pt-1C-BFP, 1113 nucleotides long. RefSeq lists its product as uncharacterized. The record is from RefSeq and is a predicted model, not a curated record. Lineage: Eukaryota; Fungi; Ascomycota; Dothideomycetes; Pleosporales; Pleosporaceae.
AUGGCAACUGCUGCAACAACGACGUCAAAGUCGCAUAGCGAUUAUUCAACUGCGAGCCCAUCAUUCACCACAAUCAUUCCAGACCCUGCACUGAUAACAGGCGGACCAAGUUCGGGCAAGAGAAACAACAGUGGACUAAGUUCAGGAGCAGUUGCAGGAAUCAGCAUCGGAACUCUAAUCAUCGGCGCACUUCUCGCAUUCAUUGCAGCUUUCUUCCUCUUCAAGCGCCAGAACCGACAAGCACGUGCCAAUGUCGGCGGUACAGGGUACACAAGCUACGGGGAAUCGGCACCAGAACUCGUGAUGAUGCAACAGAAAAGCGUUGGUAGUUUAGGAGGAAGAAACAGCCCCUACGUGCAGGUCUCGCAGACUCCCGCACCUCGUGUGGUUCCGCCCCCAGCUCCGAUUCCUGUACAACAGACGACACCUGAAGAUGCGACUGCCUUCUUACCGCCUGCUGCGCAUGAUGACGAGGUGCAUGGUAGAGUUUCCGGGCUCCUCGACAGAAUCCAUGAGCAUGUAGAGCGCUUUUACCGCGAUGUGCAUGCGAGUAUUACACCAAGUAUGGAGCAUGAAAUCGCAAAGUUUGGAAGCAAGGAUGUGGAGAUGGCGGAGCUCCUUCAAAAUUGCUCAAAUCCCACUACGGCGCUCAAGCAUGCGCUCGUGGCGUACGUGCUUGGUAUAACGGCACCAAAGUCCAACGAGGGUGAACAAGGAACUGUCUUUCCUGAAGAGCUUAGUAGGAUCAUUAUCGAGAAUAGUACCGAAACUGCCUCUAAUCCGAGUGUUAUCGCAGCAGCCUCUCUCCAUCGGCGCAUCUCUGUAUACCUCUACACUGCCGUCUCUAACUCACAGGAUUCUCGCGAAACAAGACUCACUCAAUCAAACAUACGCGAGGCAGCUGAGCAUUUCUCUUUGACAUUCUUCCCCUGGGCGAAUCCUGCAUCUUGUGAUCAGGACAAAGAUGAUGACUUGGGGCGCAUCAUGACAGAGGCACUAGAGAUCAGUAUAUGGCUGUUAGGACAGCCGGGUCUGUACGAGUUCGAGUGGGAGGGAACGGUUGGAGGUGUGGAUGAGACAAGGAUAGUCGAGGGUGUCGUCGUCGCAAUGUAG